This is a messenger RNA of Corylus avellana, 2547 nucleotides long. The record is from RefSeq and is a predicted model, not a curated record. Lineage: Eukaryota; Viridiplantae; Streptophyta; Magnoliopsida; Fagales; Betulaceae.
UAAAUAGCCGCAGACUAGUGGGAGCGAGAGCUGGGACCGUUCCGCAGUCGCAAACUCGUACGAGCUCGCCAUUGGCGACCUGCUUUACGAACAGAAAACGAUAAUUCUUUGAUCACCAAGAACGUAUUGGAAAACCCAUUUACGAAAAGAAGAAGAAGAAGAGGAGUAAUCGGAAAUGGCGCUUUCACGGCUUCGGCAUCCGGUGAGAGAGAUCUCUCGCGCUCCGUCUCUCCUCCUGAAAGCCCGUCUUGUCUCGAACUCCUCUUCUAGAUCUCUUUCAAGCCCUCCCUGUAUGCGAAAUUCUCUUGUGGGUGGUCAUGGAUCUGUAUUAAGGCCUGCAUGUUUAUUUAUGCUCACGGGUGUUCAUGAUAAUUCUUUGAAGUUAAAGCUGCGGGUUGGUGGUAUCAAGUACUUCUCUUCUGCUGAUCCACCACAUACAACACUCCAGAUGCCAGCUCUGUCUCCUACAAUGAAUCAAGGUAAUAUUGCGAAAUGGAGGAAGAAAGAAGGAGAUAAGAUAGAGGUAGGCGAUGUACUAUGUGAAAUUGAGACUGACAAAGCUACUCUUGAGUUUGAAAGCCUUGAAGAGGGGUUUCUGGCUAAGAUUUUGGUACCUGAAGGCUCAAAGGAUGUACCUGUUGGACAACCUAUUGCAAUAACGGUUGAGGAUCCAGAUGAUAUCAAAAAUGUCCCUGCUACUGUGGGAGACGGAUCUGAGGUCAGAGAGGAAAAAUCAACAACUACGGACAAUGUGCUAGAGAAAAAUUCGAUGAAGACAUCUGAGCUUCCUCCUCAUGCUGUUCUUGAUAUGCCUGCAUUAUCCCCAACUAUGAAUCAAGGAAACAUUGCAAAGUGGCGAAAGAAAGAAGGAGACAAGAUAGAAGUGGGUGACGUAAUAUGUGAGAUAGAGACAGACAAAGCCACCCUUGAAUUUGAAAGUCUUGAAGAGGGGUACUUGGCUAAAAUAGUAGCACCUGAAGGUUCAAAGGACAUAGCUGUGGGACAACCUAUUGCAGUAACAGUUGAGGAUCCAGCUGAUAUUGAAACGGUCAAAAAUAGUGCUAUCAGUGGUUUGGGAAUCAAAGAGGAAAUAGCAACACACAAUGACGAUGGAAAUGAAGCAAAAGCUCAAAAAACAAGUAUUGCAAGGAUCAGUCCAUCUGCAAAGUUGCUAAUUACAGAAUAUGGAUUGGAUUCAUCAACAUUAAAAGCAUCGGGUUCUCAUGGUACGCUGCUGAAGGGGGAUGUUUUAUCUGCAAUUAAGGCAGGAAAAGGAUCUUCUAAAGUCUCUUCAUCUAAAGAGAAGGCACCUACAUCACCUCAAACCACGCUAAAAGCUUCUGCCACAGUUUCACCAGAUACUAGAUCUCACUUGAAGCAGUCAGAUUCUUUCGAAGAUCUUCCCAAUAGUCAAAUUCGCAAGGUCAUAGCUAAAAGGUUGAUAGAAUCAAAACAAAAUACACCACAUUUAUAUUUAUCAGCAGAUGUUGUACUGGAUCCUCUUCUUUCUCUUAGGAAGGAACUCAAAGAGCAGCAUGAUGUUAAAGUUUCAGUGAAUGACAUUGUCAUCAAAGCUGUAGCGGUUGCGUUGAGAAAUGUACCGGAAGCCAAUGCUUACUGGAAUGUUGAGAAAGGAGAAAUUGUACUGUGCAAUUCUGUUGACAUUUCAAUUGCAGUGGCGACGGAGAAGGGAUUAAUGACUCCAAUAGUGAGGAAUGCAGAUCAGAAGACAAUAUCGUCAAUAUCCUUGGAGGUGAAGGAAUUAGCUGAGAAGGCAAGGGCAGGCAAGCUUUUGCCAAAUGAAUUCCAAGGAGGAACUUUUAGCAUUUCGAACUUGGGAAUGUUUCCGGUGGACAAUUUUUGUGCAAUAAUAAACCCCCCUCAGGCUGGUAUUCUAGCUGUUGGUAGAGGCAACAAAGUUGUUGAACCAGUAAUUGGAAGUGAUGGAGUCGAGAGGCCUGCAGUUGUCACAAAAAUGAACUUAACAUUAUCUGCUGAUCACCGUGUUUUUGAUGGCAAAGUUGGAGGUGCAUUCCUCUCAGCUUUGCAUUCAAACUUUAGUGACGUCCGAAGACUUCUUCUGUAAUAACAUAAGAGAAGCCCCCAAUUAACUACUGGGAUACCCUGAGAUCAACCAUGGUGGAGGAUGUAAUUCAAAAUUUUGUCAGAAUUUUUCAGAUUAGCGUGUAAUUUUCUUCAUGGAGUCACCUAUCAAAAAAAAAAAUUUCUUCAUGGAGUUCCCCUCCAUUCUACCGUCUUGCUUGCGGUAUUUUUGAACCCAACUUUCCCAUAGAUAACCAAAUUGCUGAGGCGCAUAAGCCAUGAGGUUUUUGCACAAUUUUCAGGUUUCUAAUGUUAUGAGGUUUAAGACAAUUGUACUGAGGUUUUCUGGAUAAGAAAACACAACUGUUAGAAGGUUCUGAUUUUUUUCAUUACUCCAUUUUUCAGAAUAAUGAUGUAUAAAAAAACCAAGGAAAAUAAGCAUCUUUGUCAAUGAAUGAAUUCUGGAUUGUUAUUGAUGGUGAUGCUGGUGAAAUGUUCAUUGUA